Molecule: messenger RNA, 2030 nt
Organism: Labrus bergylta (ballan wrasse)
Lineage: Eukaryota; Metazoa; Chordata; Actinopteri; Labriformes; Labridae
Product: SAM pointed domain-containing Ets transcription factor
Biological process (GO): regulation of transcription by RNA polymerase II; cell differentiation
Cellular component (GO): nucleus
Molecular function (GO): DNA-binding transcription factor activity, RNA polymerase II-specific; sequence-specific DNA binding
Source: RefSeq, a predicted model, not a curated record
UAAAGCAAGUCGUCUCAGAGUGGACAGAAGUGACCCAGAUCCGAGUUCCAGUUGGAGACACAAACUACAAACACAUCCUCCUCACCUGAGGGCAGCCCAGUUAAAGAAGACCCCUGACAUUUGUCAGCACCAACUGAGACAGAGGAACAGUUGAGGAGGGGGAGCAUCAGCAUUGUGAACUGACAAGCGUGAAACCAACUUGAGCAUGGGGAGUCCAGGCUGUGAACACACAGGCUUCACCUCACACUCACCUCUUUACAUCAGCCACCCACACACUGAAACCAGGACGGCAUGGCUGGAUGACGGGGAGGACAUCAAACCCCCACGCAGCUUGUUGGGGCUUCCUGAGCUCAGCUUGCCAGGGGUCUACCUCCCCUACUGUGACAGAUUAUAUAUGGAGGAAAACCCUUGGAUCCUGAAAAUGACAGAAGCCCCUGCUUCUGUUACUGCUCCUCCAUCCAGGUCUCCGGAGAUGAACUCAGCCAAGCCCAGCGAGGUCCCGGGACCCCCCUCUGAGAUGGAGGGCCAGGUGGAAGAGCGCUGCCUGGAGCAGGUCCAGACCAUGGUGGUGGGAGAAGUGCUGAAGGAUGUCGACACGGCAUGCAAACUUCUCAACAUCGCACCAGACCCGUUGGACUGGAGCUGUGUACAUGUUCAAAAGUGGCUACUCUGGACAGAGCACUUGCACAGGCUGCCACAGGUCAGCAUCAUGUUUCAGGAGCUUACUGGGAGGGAGCUGUGCUACAUGACAGAAGCAGACUUCAGACUACGCUCCUCACAGUUUGGGGACAUGCUGUAUGCACAUCUGGACAUCUGGAGAUCAACUGCAGCAAUGAAGGCGCGCUGCCCAAAAGAAGAUGACAAAUCUGCAGCUGAUGAUGAUUCCUGGUCAGAAGUGAUCAGUAACUAUCCAAACCAGCCCAUACACCUUUGGCAGUUCCUCCGAGAGUUGCUGCUCAAGCCUCAUAACUACAGCCGCUGCAUCCGCUGGCUCAACAAGGAGAAAGGGAUUUUCAAAAUUGAGGACUCAGCUCAUGUGGCCAGGCUAUGGGGCAUCAGGAAGAACCGCCCUGCUAUGAACUACGACAAACUGAGUCGCUCCAUACGCCAGUACUACAAGAAAGGCAUCAUAAGAAAGCCGGCUGUAUCACGCAGACUGGUCUACCAGUUUGUCAACCCUGUAUUUUGAAGAGAAAACAGACGAUCCAAAGAUAACGAGCUGAAGAGGGACCAAAGAUAUGCUGGACAUACAGUAGAAGUAACUCAGAACCUCGUUCGCUUUUAUUUAAUGUUUUAAUGUUUACUGUUUGUAAAGACUGCCUAUUGAACUAUGCGCUCCUGCCUAUCAAAGAAUCACUCUACUUUUAAAUUCUUCAACACUACAUUUUGUUUUAUUUCAUUCAAACUCCUUUCUUUGAAAUUUUUUAUUUUAGUGUGAUUAUUUUUGUUUUUGUAAAGGAAACAUUUCUGCUUUUAUCUACGAGAACAUCUAAGCCCCUGCCAGGAAUUUUAAGUUGUGUAUGAAACAGACAAAAAUUGUUAGUGAUGCUUUUUGCAAACAUGAUCAUCAGCAAAAACAUUGACUGUUUCUAUAUUGUAAGCUAUUUUUUUAAUGCCAAUAACUUAUAAGAUGAUCUGCCCACUACACAUAGUGCAGGGACGGCCCUUUUUUGUUUUUCUUAAUAAGUGAUAUUUGACUAUUAAAAGAAAACAGGACGAGGCUUUUGGUUAAAACAAACACUGCACAUACACAACACAUUCAUCAGUAAGGAGUCUACAGGGGGCACAACAAUGGGACACAAUCCAAAAGUUCCUCACAGAAGCUUUAAAUAAGUGAUGUAAAUUGUACUAUUUGAUUUCUUGUUGAGAGGGUGAAGUGAAGAUUGACACCACUCUAAAAUACGUAGCUUAAAUAUGUAGAGCUAGCAGUGGCUAGCUCAAAUUAGCCUAGAAGCUGGAAACAGCUAGCCUUGCAUUUUCUAGGAGGUCAAAAAACCCUUAUGUAGUUUAAUGUGUGUUAUUUUCAUCUA